GCCAUGUUAACCAAGAAGCCCGGAGCCUCGGUCCUUCCGACGGGCAAAGUGGGCGAGCCGGUCUACUCUCCUGGUCACAGUGGCUCUCAGACGACGUCGCCCGUCGCCCUGCCGCCGCUUCGGAACAACAACCACAACCCCCUGACGGGAGGCUCUAAAGCCACCAUGUCGGAGGCCGUCCAGCUGUCAUCACAGUCGCAGGUCCACAUCACCCAGCUGUAUGAAGAGAACACCAACAAGCGUCCGGUCCUGACCUCCCAGCCCAACGGUCUGGCUCCACUCACCUCCACCCGGCCAGGGCUGCCGCUGCCCGACCGACAGACCUCGGCCUCAGAGCCCGCUCACCACUGCCGCCAGAGCAGUGCCACUUCCAACAAGUCGAUGGACAGCAAGCCAAAGCCCAACCCCCUGUCCCCAGAGCAGGCCAUGAAGCAGUUCAUGUCCAAAAUGUCCUCGUUUGAACACCACGAAGUUUUCAACUACCCAGAGGUGUACUUUGUGGGUCCAAAUGCGAAGAAGAGGUCAGGGGUCAUAGGCGGAGCCAACAACGGUGGCUAUGAUGAUGAUCAAGGAUCCUACAUCCACGUCCCACAUGACCAUAUCGCCUACCGCUAUGAAGUCUUGAAGGUCAUCGGUAAAGGCAGCUUUGGACAGGUGGUGAAGGCCUUCGACCACAAGUCUCAGGCCCACGUGGCUCUGAAGAUGGUCCGCAACGAGAAGCGCUUCCACAGGCAGGCGGCGGAGGAGAUCCGCAUCCUGGAGCACCUGAGGAAGCAGGACAAGGACUCGAGCAUGAACGUAAUCCACAUGCUGGAGAACUUCUCCUUCCGUAACCACAUCUGCAUGACCUUCGAGCUGCUCAGCAUGAACCUGUACGAGCUCAUCAAGAAGAACAAGUUCCAGGGCUUCAGCCUCCCGCUGGUCAGGAAGUUCGCCCACUCCAUCCUGCAGUGUCUGGACUCACUGCACAAGAACCGCAUCAUCCACUGCGACCUCAAGCCCGAGAACAUUUUACUCAAGCAGCAGGGACGCAGCGGCAUUAAGGUCAUAGAUUUUGGUUCUAGCUGUUAUGAACAUCAAAGAGUUUACACCUACAUCCAGUCCAGGUUCUACCGAGCACCCGAGGUCAUUCUAGGCUCCAGGUAUGGAAUGCCUAUUGACAUGUGGUCCCUGGGCUGCAUCCUGGCUGAGCUGCUGACUGGUUAUCCACUGUUACCGGGUGAAGAUGAAGCUGAUCAGCUGGCCUGCAUCAUCGAACUACUGGGCAUGCCCAGCCAGAAGCUCCUCGACGCCUCCAAACGAGCCAAGAACUUUGUGUCAUCCAAAGGCUACCCACGGUACUGCACCGUCACCACUCUGUCUGAUGGCACCACCGUGCUGAACGGUGGUCGAUCACGGCGGGGGAAGGUACGCGGCCCACCGGGUAGCAAAGACUGGAGCGUAGCACUAAAGGGCUGCGACGACCCACUUUUCCUGGACUUCCUCAAACAGUGUCUGGAGUGGGACCCGGCGCUCAGGAUUACACCCAGCCAGGCACUGCGCCACCCGUGGCUGAGGAGACGACUUCCCAAGCCGCCAGCAGGAACCACCACGGAGAAGACCUCGUCAUCCAAACGGGGCACCACCACCUCUGACGGUGCCAUCACCUCCAUCUCCAAGCUCGCCACCACCUCCUCAACCACCACAUCCUCCUCCUCCAAAACCAGGACUAACUUGGCGGCGAUCACCGACGCCAAUGGAAACAUCCAGCCUAGGACAGUUCUGCCCAAACUGGUCAGCUGAGAGUGAGCGCACCCCAUUCGCUGUGGCGGGAGGUGAAAGCUGAGCUCACAAGCAGCCACGAGCAGCUGCGAGCAACAAGCUGGAACUGAAUAAAACUGGUUUGUCCAGUUUUGAAGAGCGUUUGGUUUUUUCACACUGGUUUUCACAGCGUUGUUGGGGUGCGUUCAGGACUAAAACAGUCGUGGAAGUUUUGUGUUGGGUUGCUAAAAUGCAGAAUGGCUAGGCUAGGAUGUAAACUGAAACUUGACUGAUAAACUGGGGUGCGUUCUCAGUCUUGUCUGAAAAAAACAAUUAGUUGUUUUACAUCGUGAGCAGCGGGACGUGUUGGAAAUGAUUGCGGGGCUGCUCAGACAAUCAAAACACACCACACCACUCUGUAGCUCCAAACACACAAACACAACACACUCACAAAAACAUGGUGCUUACGGAGGGAACAAGGCUUUUUGAUAUUUUUUUUUUUUUUUUUUUAGCACAGAAUCUAUUUAGCUGAGCUAAUAGUCGAAUAAUCGAUUGGACACCAAAAACAACAUAUAUUGAUUUUAGUCUUACAAGGUCAUAUCUGGCAGACAAUAAUAGGGCCUCUUAAAUGUGGUUAAACUGACAAAUAGUGUCAGAUAUAUCUUUAUAAAACUAAGGCUACAACUGAAAAAUGCAAUGAUUAGCAUGCUAGUCUAUGUUUCAUAUCACUAUGAAAUAACAAAUUUUGUGUUUUAUUUCAGUUUGGGGAACAUUGGUGAGCAUUUGUCAUUAUUUCUGACUCAAGUGACAACACAAAAAAGAUCCUAUCAACCCUAACUGAACCAUCUACCUGUUAGCUGGCUAACUUUCCUAGCUAGCUGUUGUUUUACUGUGUGUUACCUUGUUAGCAUUGUGCCUGUCAGCUAGCUAACUGUUAACUGACAGUGGUUUGUCGUUAGACAGCUAUUUGUUUGUGUUUAGCUGUCACAUUCUAACUCUUUAUGCUAGCAGUUAGCCUAGCGAACUUUAAAAUCAGUCAGCUAGCUAUAGCUGGCUCACUAUUUGCCUUUUUUGGCAGUCUGGUGGCUAGCCUUAGCCUCUUUUAGCCAUAGCCUGUUAGCUCUCCACUGCCCAGCCUUACAAAGCACAGACAGAAUGACAACAUGUUUUUUAACUUCUCAGAUUUAGAUUUUUUAAGUGUUUUAACUAGUGAAGUUAGAGACAGAGAACAGAGGAGGGAGAAAAAGACCAGAAAAGAAAAAGGUGUUUGGGUUAGCCAGCACCAUUUUGUUCCCUAUUUAAUCAACCAGAUGUGAUUAUUAAUGAUACAAAAUGGCUGCUGAAAGAGCUGUGAAGAGAAAGAAGAAAGUAGACUGAAGGUGGUUUUAUGGACAAGUUAUAAAUCAUUUUAAACUCAAAGGGCUCUGAUUUUAAAAUAAUGGGAGUGUUAUAAACCAAAGUCUUGUUUAUGAGCAAAGAAACAUGAAGCAGUGGCUGCAGACUAGCAUUUAUAUAAUAUAGUUUAUAUUUGGUCAGCCAACAUUAAAAGACAAGAUUAAAAAGCUGUCUAGUCGCCUGGAUAACAUGGAUGACAAAUUUUCCAACAUACUUUGCCACUGACAGACUACUCCUGUAUUUUAGUAACAUUUUGAAGGACUAUAUGUCAGAAGUAGCCAUUUUAACUUAUUCCAGAUAUGAGGGCAAAAUCAUUUCAGCGUGCUGACCAAAUUCCAAGCAUCAGGAAAAGACUCAGCUGCACAGAAAUCACAUGACACCAAAAUAUCUUCCAUAAUGUAACAGCAUACAGUGGUGUUUGUUUAGAUGACUGUUAAGU
This is a messenger RNA of Seriola dumerili (greater amberjack), 3574 nucleotides long. It is a transcript of the gene dyrk2, whose product is annotated as dual specificity tyrosine phosphorylation regulated kinase 2. The record is from RefSeq and is a predicted model, not a curated record. Gene Ontology annotation, cellular component: nucleus. Bases 4 to 1782 code for a protein of 592 amino acids. Gene Ontology annotation, molecular function: protein serine/threonine kinase activity; protein serine/threonine/tyrosine kinase activity; ATP binding. The transcript is spliced from 7 exons. Gene Ontology annotation, biological process: peptidyl-threonine phosphorylation; peptidyl-serine phosphorylation. Lineage: Eukaryota; Metazoa; Chordata; Actinopteri; Carangiformes; Carangidae.